Erinaceus europaeus (western European hedgehog) is the source of this 814-nucleotide messenger RNA. RefSeq names its product adenine nucleotide translocase lysine methyltransferase (gene ANTKMT). Bases 101 to 784 code for a protein of 227 amino acids. Gene Ontology annotation, molecular function: protein-lysine N-methyltransferase activity. The transcript has 5 exons. Gene Ontology annotation, cellular component: mitochondrion. Gene Ontology annotation, biological process: positive regulation of proton-transporting ATP synthase activity, rotational mechanism; regulation of mitochondrial ATP synthesis coupled proton transport; peptidyl-lysine trimethylation. The record is from RefSeq and is a predicted model, not a curated record. NCBI's taxonomy places the organism in Eukaryota, Metazoa, Chordata, Mammalia, Eulipotyphla, Erinaceidae.
AGCGGAGUGCAACAGACCGAUCACUUCCGGUUUCUGCCCUGAGUUUCCGGCGACCCAGACAGAAGCACAGCCAGGAGGGGCUGGGGGCGUGUCGCGCAUCAUGGACCAGGACGACCCCGGCGAGGCGCUGGCGGAGCUGCGUGAGCAGCGGCUGAGCGCACUGGAGCUGCUGCAGGCGGCGGCGGGCUCGGGGCUGGCGGCCUACGCCGUGUGGGCGUUGUUGCUGCAACCCGGCUUCCGCCGAGUGCCUCUGCGACUGCAGGUGCCCUAUGUCGGGGCGAGCCGGCGGCAGGUGGAGCACGUGCUGUCUCUGCUUCGAGGGCGGCCUGGGAAGACCGUGGAUCUGGGCUCUGGUGACGGCAGGAUCAAAGGUCUGUUCUCGCAGGUUCUGGCUGCCCACAGAUGCGGUCUCCGCCCGGCCGUGGGCUAUGAGCUAAACCCGUGGCUGGUGGGGCUGGCGCGGCUGCAUGCGUGGAGAGCUGGCUGUGCCCACAGUGUCUGCUACCGCCGGGAGGACCUCUGGAAGGUGAGCCUGAGAGACUGCCGCAAUGUAUCUGUGUUCCUGGCCCCUAGCGUGCUCCCGCUGCUGGAAGGCAAGCUGCAGGCAGAGCUGCCCGAAGGGGCCCGUGUGGUGUCAGGCCGCUUCCCCCUCCCCACCUGGCAGCCCGUGGCUGUGGUGGGGGAGGGCACAGACCGAGUCUGGGCCUACGAUGUCCAUCAGGGCGGGCCAGGCAGGUCCAGUGCCCCAGGACCCUGUGGGGCCCCUGCUCCCUCACUUGGCUGACAAGAUGCAAUAAAGACUCUGAGCUCUGCA